GCCACUCAGCGGUGCAUCACGGUGGUUUGGUAGCGGGUGGGGAAGAGUCGGGCAACGACUGACCCUAUAUACAACAAAACUUGGACGAAACUCGGGGUUAGGGGUUGCCCAGACUGAUUUCAAACCUAUAAACUGCCCUGCCCCCUUUUACCUUUCACUCCAUAUCUGACAGCUCGUCUAAUGUCGGAUUUCAAGCUUGGGAUUGUUCGACUUGGCCGUGUGGCCGGGAAGACAAAGUACACCCUCAUUGAUGAGCAGGACAUACCACUGGUAGAAAAUUACGCCUUUGAGGCACGUCUUGAGGUUGAUGCAGAUGGCAAUGGAGCAAAAAUCUUUGCUUACGCCUUUGACAUUGGCAAAGGCAGGGGGGCUGGUCGACCUUUGCACGAGUUACUCUGGGAAAAGCACAGAGGUGGCAUUGCUCCUAGUUUCCAAGUUGUCCAUAUAAACUCAGUUACAGUGGACAAUCGUCUAGACAACUUGCGCCUCGUUCCUGUUGGCUGGAGUCCCAAACCAGAGGAGCUGUCCAGCAAGCAAAGAGAACAGUCGCUGUACUGGCUGGCCAUCCAGCAGGUGCCAGCCGACCCAGUGGAGGAGCAGUAUCUGGAGCUGAGCCGCACGCGCUAUUACAAUGCCAACGGCGAACUGGUGGAGGAGGAAGAGUGCUCCUGCACUUACUAUGAAUGCCAUUACCCCCCCUGCUCACUUAUCGAGAGGAGGCUGCGCGAGUUCAACAUCUGUGGGCGCUGCCAGGUGGCGCGAUACUGUGGCUCGCAGUGUCAGCAGAGGGAUUGGCCAGCCCACAAGAAGCAGUGCCGUGAGCGCAAGAAGGCAUUGGCCCUGGAAUCCGAGCCUGAGCGGUGAUCCCCGGAACCCCAUGCUCGGCAGUGGGGUCAAGGGCGGGGGGAAGGGGGAAUGGGCUGUGCGGUGAGACUUGCGAAGCUGAAAUGCAAAAACAAAUCUGCUGACUGAUGGGACGGGUGACACCUUGGUGGGUAAGACAGGCCUGUUGGGGAAGAAGAUGAAGAGGGGGGGGGGGGAAAAACGCUCCUUCCUUCCCAGAACUUUGACAUCUCCUUGGCUUGUCUAAGGGGGUUAUGGGUUGGAAUGGGAGAGGGGGAUUUUUUUUGUUUGUUUGUUUAGAGGGAGGCCGUAAAAGGCUCUACCUGCUGCUAUGGAUGUGUGUUUUGUGAAGAAAAACGCCAUUGCCGUCAUAACUUCCUGUGUGGACUGUGGACAGUUCAUAAGCUCACUCCUUUCCAUCCAUGCGCCUGUCAUGAAGUGUUAGCAGCUGGUAUCGAGGGAUAAGCCUGCUGUAUGAAAAAAGAUGGUAUAACGGACCUCUUCACUGUACUACCCUUUUCCUCUCCCGGUUGGACUUCCUGUGCACAUAUCCAUGCACACACUCCCUCGCCAUAACCCUCCCAAAGUGUGCAGCAGAGGACUGUGUAGAUUCACACUACCAGUAUUUGUGUGUGUGUGUGUGUGUGUGUGUGUGUGUGUGUGUGUGUGAGAGAGAGAGAGAUGCAAUGAUCAUUAAUGACUGAAGGACAUUGGAUGAAGUGGUAGAUUUUUGUUUCUUUUUGUUUUUCUUUUUUCGUUUCCCUUUCUUGGGCUGGGUGGGAGGGAUGGGGAAAUUUAUUGUUCAAUCUGGGAUGUCACUUGUUGAACCAUUACAAUGUUCUAUUGUCCAGUUUCUAAAAUGCAUUACUCUCGGUGCUGCAUUACAAUCCCAGUUACGCUUCCAGCUUAAGUCACAUUAACACACACCAUCACUAGCAUUCAGCUUCUAGGGAUGUCCUGGGAAAAACUUGAAAAUCCACAGAGAAAGUUGUCUCAGAGAAAUUUUGUCAACAUCUGCUUGGAGAAGUCUGCGAGUUGACAGUUGGGUUUCUUAUUUGUUUGUGUCUCCUUGAUGUCCCAUAAGCAUAGCUUAUGUACUUUUCUCUCUUAUUUUAUGUUUUGUAUAUAACCCUCAAUCUAAAAGAAAAAACACCUACAUGCACACAUGUCUAAAGUGUGUCUUCCUUUUAUGUGAAUGGCAACUCUAGCGAACUGUGAUGCGCACGCACAUAAACACAAAUUAGCAUGUAUUGCAGAUAUACGUGCAAUUUGUUGAUGGUUGUGUGUACCAAUAUGUUUAUUUAUCUGGAGGGGGUUGAACACUGUGCACUGAGUAUCCUCACUUUUAUCUUUCAUUUAGGCAGGGCGACACGUCCGAAUGAUCGAAAGUGGGGAGUCUGUCUUUUUUUCUAAGAAUAUUACAAACAUUUAAAUACAUAGAAAACAGUAUGAAAAAUAUGUGAUUGGGCAUAAUGUUGGUGAUAACUGACCAUCUCUUGUCACUGUAAAAUAAAAGAAUCAAGUAAUGGUGAUGUGGGAGUAUGUUUAUGCUGGGGAAGAAGUCCUGAGGAUGUUUAUUUUGUUAAAGCGGGUACAGUUUUGCUGGAAAAAAAUGUCUGUAUAAAUGCAUCACAUGACAUAGGAAUAAUGUUCCACAAGGACAGACUCUUAAUCUAAUUUUGUUCUCACAGUUGAUACUUAAUGUGAAAAGCAAUGUUAAAUUGAUGAAACAAUUUGUUGGCUAGCUCUGUGGACCUAAAUUCCUCUGUGAAAAAGAAGGAAAAUCGAUGUUAUCUUUCACAGUGUGUAGUUAUUGAAGGCUUUAAGCGUGAUGGUAUACACACCUAAAUAUUCUAAUUUGUUAAUUUUGCAAGUGAGCUUUUUACCAUUUUUUUAAACUAUAUUGCAAUUCAGCAGAAAAAAUGGACACUUUGGAUGGAGCUUGAGCAAAUCUAAAUAUAUGACACAAGAUUUAUUGGAUAAAGGUCCCAUGACUAUUCUUUAACAUUUUGAUUUCCUUCUCUCCAGUUUAAAGAUUAAUCUACAAAUUCUGGAUGUUGAGUUCAUUAUGUAUUGAACUUGGUGUCCAAAAGCUUAAGUGUAAAUAAAUCUUCAGCUCUG
Molecule: messenger RNA, 2964 nt
Organism: Electrophorus electricus (electric eel)
Lineage: Eukaryota; Metazoa; Chordata; Actinopteri; Gymnotiformes; Gymnotidae
Gene: zmynd19
Product: zinc finger, MYND-type containing 19
Cellular component (GO): membrane; synapse; cytoplasm
Source: RefSeq, a predicted model, not a curated record